Messenger RNA from Funneliformis geosporum, 224 nucleotides. The record is from the annotation of a GenBank genome assembly. Lineage: Eukaryota; Fungi; Glomeromycota; Glomeromycetes; Glomerales; Glomeraceae.
UAACAAAUAUUGAUAAAAGUGAAGAAGUAACAGAUAUUGAUAGAAGUAAAGAAGUAAUAGAUGUUGAUAGAAGUGAAAAAAUAACAAAUAUUGAUAGAAGUAAAGAAAUAACAGAUAAUGAUAAAAGUGAAGGAAUAAUAAAUAUUAAUAAAGGUGAAGAAAUAGCAGAUGUUUAUGAAGAUAAAGGAGUAAUAGAUGUUAAUGAAGGUGGAGGAAAAACUUAA